GUCUUUAGUCAAUGUGAUUUAUACUUGCACAUAUUUUUAUCCCAUCGCCCACCCUCUACUGUUCCCAUAUUUGUAUUAUCAUAUCAUAGUUUAUAUAUCAUCAUUCAAAAUUACGUAAUAACACGUUUUACUUUUUCUGUGAAAAUAUUCCAGUCAUGACAGGAGGAAGAGAAAUCCUGCACAAGAUGAAGGUAUUCUAAGUGUACCCUCAUCUAAUGGGCCAAGGUAGUUCCAGCUCAAAUUUAGAGAAGUCUAAGUGCAUUUUUCUCCGAUUUUGGUUUCAUGAGUUCCAUUUCUUUCCUUUGCUGCUUGGGAAUGAAGGAUGAUUGAACAAAGAAAGGGCAUGUUUUAUCCCUUCCAUGCCAGACUCACCAGAUAUAAGAGGCAAGGGUGGAGCAUCAAAGCGGAUUGCUCAUGGCUCCCACUUGGUGAAGGGGAGGUCUAAUCAUGCCAUGGAAGAUUGUUUAGUUUGUGAGUUUAAGCAAGUCAAUAACAAUGAGUUGGGCCUAUUUGCUAUCUUUGAUGGCCAUAUGGGCCAUGAUGUGGCAAACUACUUGCAGACACACUUGUUUGGCAACAUUUUGAAAGAGCAUGACUUUUGGACUGAUGCCAAGAGUGCAACUCGUAGAGCUUAUCAAACAACAGACAAAGAUAUUCUGGAAAAAGCAUUCCAAUUGGGAAAAGGAGGUUCAACUGCAGUUACUGCAAUGCUGAUUAAUGGUCAAACGCUUGUAGUUGCAAAUGUGGGAGAUUCUCGAGCAGUCAUAUCCAAGAAGAGUGUUGCCAAGCAGCUAUCAGUUGAUCAUGAGCCAAACAGGGAAAAGGAGAUUAUUGAAAGCAAAGGCGGUUUUGUUUCUAACCUUCCAGGUGAUGUACCUCGUGUUGAUGGACAGCUUGCUGUUGCCAGGGCAUUUGGAGACAAGAGCUUGAAGAGACAUCUUAGUUCAGAUCCAGAUGUAGUAAUCGAGUUGAUAGAUAACGACGUAGAUUUGCUCAUUUUGGCAAGUGAUGGUCUAUGGAAGGUAAUGUCCAACCAAGAGGCAGUGGACUGCAUUAAGAACAUGAAAGAUGCAAAAGCAGCAGCUAAACAUUUGGCAGAAUUAGCUAUUUCAAGGAAAAGCAAGGAUGAUAUUUCCUGCAUAGUUGUAAAGUUUCAAUAAAAGUGAAUCCUUUUGCAAGUAAAGCUGGGCUGUACAAAUGUUUUGAAUGAUAAUAUACUUUCCUGCUGAAUUAUACUUUGUUAAGUUGAAAAUAUUUCCUGGGAAUCAAGAUUAGUGGCAUCCAAAAAUUUCCACAUCUAUAAGAAAUUGUUGACAAUUGUUAAGUAUUGUAUAUUCAUUUUCUCAUAUAAAGAUGUUAGAUCUCCUUGUAAGCAGAGUCUGUAUUUGUUUUCUCAAAACUGUGUACCUUACCUAAAUAAUUAAUGGUGCAAAUAAGUACUUAGAAAUA
Molecule: messenger RNA, 1449 nt
Organism: Nicotiana attenuata
Lineage: Eukaryota; Viridiplantae; Streptophyta; Magnoliopsida; Solanales; Solanaceae
Product: probable protein phosphatase 2C 58
Exons: 6
Coding region: 360-1160 (266 amino acids)
Biological process (GO): protein dephosphorylation
Cellular component (GO): cytosol; nucleus
Molecular function (GO): protein serine/threonine phosphatase activity
Source: RefSeq, a predicted model, not a curated record